Molecule: messenger RNA, 6166 nt
Organism: Vespa crabro (European hornet)
Lineage: Eukaryota; Metazoa; Arthropoda; Insecta; Hymenoptera; Vespidae
Gene: Ork1
Product: open rectifier potassium channel protein 1
Exons: 8
Coding region: 1708-5091 (1127 amino acids)
Biological process (GO): stabilization of membrane potential; potassium ion transmembrane transport
Cellular component (GO): membrane
Molecular function (GO): potassium ion leak channel activity
Source: RefSeq, a predicted model, not a curated record
CGAAAAUUUGAAUGGCGUAAUACAAUGGAUAAAUGCCUCGGAAACGUAAGAUUUUGUUCUGAAGUGUGAAAUUGUUACUGGCGAGAUACAAACAUAAAUGUGAGUAUCAGCUGCACGACGAAAAGAGAACUACAAUUAUUAUCACCAAUUUACUAACUAAAUAACGCGUUUAACGUAUCACAAGAAUGUGUGGCUCGAAGUUCUUAAGCAUGUAGAAUAACACUUACACACUAAUCGGACUCCUCACAGAUUAGCGAAUACUGAUUACGUCAUUUCGAUUUAUCACAUUACAUAUCUUUUUUAUUAUUUUUUUCCAUUUUCAACAAAAUUAUUUUUAAUAGAUCCGCAGAAUCAAAAAAGUUAAACGGAAAAAUCUAUAAGUUGAUAAAUUUCAAAUAUUUUAAUGUCUAAUGACAUUUCUAUGAUACUAGUAUAAUAAGAAUUAAGCAAGAUCAACGAUAUAUAAUAAUUAGUCAACCGACGAUAUUACAUUAUUUUUAAUUCUAAUUUAUUCACAUAUACAAGAUGAACGUAUAUGUGACCAAUUAGAAAUCGCUUGCUGGUAAUGCAUCCUUUGUAAAUCGUUUUUUAAAAUACGAAUUUAAGAAUGUUUAGGAUAAAGUAAUCACGUUAUACGAUUUGUUCUUUAUAUUAUUUGCCUCUACAACUUUUUUUUGUGAUAAUUAAUAUUUUCAUCAUAAUUACAAAACGUUAUAGGUUCGCGAAUUCGAACGUCGAAUAGUUAAACGAAAAAUUAUAUGUGCUCGAAAGAUGUGUUUUAUUUAGUUGAAAACUAUUAAAAAAAAAAAAAAAAAAAGAAAGAAAAAAAGAAAGAUUUUAAUAGACACAAUGGUCAAUAUUACGAUUUCUCAUCCUCCCACCGUUCCAGAGCUUUUCCAAUGGUUCAUGACUCGAUCAACGAAUAGUCUUCAUUCGGCCAAGUACUCGAAUACGUUGGUCGGCUAUCAACGUUACGAAUUCAAUCUGUAGCGCGUCUCAUCACCAAAAUGGACAAUUAAUUAAUUCGCGUUUUAAUUAUUUCUCGUAUUGAACGUACGUGCAUAGUACGUGCCUAUUGAACGACCGGUCAAUCUUCGUCAACUAUGAGAGGUCUUAUCUAUUGUGUUUAAAAGCAGAAUUCCCGAGCCAGAGGGUUGGACUUUGGAUGGCAUCGGGAGGAGAAAGGAAAAUGGCAUCUUCACGAAAAGGCAAGAAGAUGUAAAUAACCAUAAAUAAAACGUUUAAAGAAGAAAAAGAAAAAGGUAGGAUUAGAACGAUAACAUCCAUCGUUGGCGAUCGUGCUUCGUCGAUUGUCACCGUCGCUUCGCGAUCAACGUCGAUAAUCGGCCCGUCUUGUAAGGUUCGUGAAAGAGGAAGCGAAGCACGUGAGAGAUCUUCAGUUAGCUCUGCGGACGCAGAGUCAAGAGGUUCAUCGGACAUACCAGGGACAAAGCAAAGACAAAGUUGAAUAUAAUACACGCGUGUAUACGAGAAAGAGAGAGAAAGAGAGAAAGAGAGAGAGAAAGAGAAAGAGAAAGAGAGAGAAAUAGAGAGGGAGAAAAUGGCUACGCUGACCCUAGAUCAUCGUCAUUGUCCUAGAAAACAAGUUUGAAGUAGACUACCCGUAGUUUCUCGUGACGACAACAACUAAGUCCUCUACGAGUUGGCCAAUUUCCAUCAGCCGUUUCUCGUUCUCUUUCUCAGAGAAUGUCGAAGAAGCAAUGGAUCGUACUUCUCAUGUUGUUCCUAGCUUAUCUCUUUUUGGGCGCUUCUAUCUUCUAUCAUAUUGAAAGCCGGCUGGAGAUCGAACACAUCGAACGUGCCAAGGAAGAACGAAUCGAGAUCAACGCUUUGCUUCUCAAACAUUACUUUCCCAGUCGUACGCACAAUCAAAACGAGAUUUUUGAACGAUUGACGCAGUAUUGCGGAAAAUCAGUUUAUAAUUAUACGGACGGCGAAAGUGAUCCAAUAAAAUGGGACUUCUACAACAGUUUCUUCUUCGCUUAUACUGUCGUCAGUACGAUAGGUUACGGAAAUUUAGCACCAACCAAUACGCUGAGUCGCAUAUUGAUGAUUUUUUACGGAUUGCUUGGCAUACCAAUGAACGGAAUUUUAUUGUCUCAGUUAGGAGAAUUCUUUGGUCACGUUUUCGUAAGGGCUCAUCGCAAGUACAAAUCCUACAAGAAACACCAAAAUGAUUAUGCGAAGAAAUUGACGCCUCUUGAAACAAGAAAAGCUGGUCUCGCAGCACAAAUCUUCAUGUAUCUCAUUCCUGGUUUCGUCAUGUUCAUCUUUUUCCCAGCUUUCCUUUUCUCUCACUACGAGGGUUGGACUUACGAUGAAGCUGUUUAUUAUGCUUUCGUAACGUUGACAACAAUUGGCUUUGGAGAUUAUGUGGCAGGACAAGACAACACAAAGGGUAGUGGAUUCUUUUUUGUAAUGUACAAAACCUUUCUUAUUUGCUGGGUCUCCUUCGGAUUAGGCUACAUCGUCAUGAUUAUGACCUUCAUCGCCCAAGGUAUGCGCAGUAAGAAGAUCAUCAGGAUCGAGCACAAAUUGGCGAUGAAUUUAAAACAUACGCAAAGCAAGAUAUGGAACGAGUUUAACAAGGAGAUCAACUACUUCCGAAGAGUCUUUAAUGAGCUUCAGUUUUCCAAGGUCAAAAGAGUUUAUGUCGAUGAAUAUGAUUAUGAAAUACCGCCGACCAAAUUUUCACGAAGUAACAGUUUCCCAGAUCUCAGAAAGUUGAUAUAUGGUGGCUUUGAGACCUCAGUACCUUUGCAUCCUCGACGUCGUGCUAACAGUGAAGUAGUACCGACGGAACCAUUAAUACGAGUGGUAUCGGAAACUGAUCUCCAACGAAUCGAUAAAACGGCUACAUUUGCUGCUCACGCAAUGGUACAACCAGCGGAACUAUUAUCAAAAUUGGUAAACGUUUUGGGCUACAUUCCACCACCUGAUGAUAAUAACGAUACUUCCGAUUGGGAUCAGGAAUAUAAAAACAAAGAAGACUCAAAAAAGACAGGAAUCGAAGGAUUUAAAGAAAAAGAUAUCUUUAAUAAACAGAAUACUUGGAAUGAGUCAAGCUGGAGAAUCGGUGCUGAUAGAAUUCCUGGAAUGAUGCCACGAUCGAGAGCAGCUAGCGAGGUGAGAUUGAAUAUGAACAAAAAUGAGUCGAAUAUUCAUCAACAAAACGGAGAAUGGACUUGGUCCGGACCGGCUGCUUCGAGGAAGAUUCAGGAAUUGAUAAAAACUCGUAGAACUGGUCUCUCUGGUAUUAAAGACAGUAAAUCGUAUAAAUUUCCUGCGAUCACAUUACCCAAGUCAGUACCAAAGAAUCUCUUCUCUCCUUGGAGGCGGCAAUCAUCGAACAAAAAGGCACCGGACACUGAACAGUCCAUUCAAAAGGGCACUCUUCCUGAUAUCGAUCUUGAAGCAGGAGAAAAUUAUUCGUCGAUAACAGCAAAUUCUGAUUUGUUUUCAUCCAAUUUGGACGAUAUCAGUGAAACCACAACAUCGAGACGUCGAUAUUAUACUCACACAGGUGCCAACAAUUUGAUAGAGAGUAAUAAUAUUUUGGAAGAGACAUCUUUAGCCGAUUUUCUUAGAGCUCUCACUGUUCUUCAUGCAAAAAUCAGCACUGUACCUAGUGAUUACUCGAACACACGUAAACCUCAAAGAAAAAUGGGUACUGCUUCAUUGACGCCACCUAAACUUCCAAGUCUCUUCACUUUGUUCUCGCAAUCCGCAGAUAAUCAAAAUCAUAGUCAAAGUAAUCAAAGCACAGUGACCACGUCAUCGUUGCAAGCCAAUAGAAGAUACUCUCUAAGACCUAGCGAAUACUCACCGGCGUCUACGCCAUCGUACGCAAGACGUGAAAGUAUGAUCAAUUCUAUUAAACCCAGAAGAUUUUCCUUGAGACCUGUUGCUACUCCAACCAACACGCCACCGGAAUAUACAGCGUCUUACUUGAAUUCGCGAAUACGUGAUGACCAGAAAUCCCAGUUUUCUUCUCUCGCGGAUACUUUUGUCUACGAAUCUGCCAAAAAGCCACUGGUGCAAAUGGAAGGAACACCAGGUGUCUCUUCACCGAUCGCAACGUUCUCAAACAUUCGACGUUUGUCUUUACGACCUAUGCCCCAAAUCCAACAAUCAUCUAGUCAACAGAUUCAAGCCACUAAAGCUCUACCACGUUGGAAAGCUGGUAUGUUGCAACGACAGAUUGGUAGAAUGAGCGUUCAUCGUCGAGUACGAGCCUUCAGUUUAAGCGAUGUGCAAGCAGAUAAAUCUGAAAAAUCUACUGGUCUAAGCCCAUUAGUAAUAGAUGAUAAUGGUAAACCAGUAACGUCUAUUGUUUCUUCGAGUAAGCCGAAUGUUUCUGCGGUUCAGAAGACCGUUACGAUCGUAUCACCAACGAAGAACGAAGUUCUUCGAUCGGACAGUAACGAGUCGACCUCUGUCGAUAAUCAAUCCCUCGUAAAUACAUUCUCCAAUCCUUUUGUUUCCUCUUUUGUAACGACAGAAACAUCUGGUAACAGUGGCACUGCUAGUAAUUUUCAAUUUAAAAACGUUCAAAGCGAUGAAGUAAGCAGCAAUAUUGUAUUAAACAAUUUACAGAGAACAUCUGAACAUGAAAUAAACUAUAAUGAUACCUCUAAACAAGCUAACUCAGAAAACAAUGAAAGAAAUAUAGAAAAUAUGGAAGUUGCCAAAGAGAUUACAGAAAAAUUAAUUUUCCAUAAAGAUCCUGCCAAUUCUAAAGAAAUUUUCGAUGACAAAUUGAUAUUGUCUAAAGACGUAUCGUCAAAUAUUAAAGAUAGUUCAAAGAACAGCUCGAAAUCAACGACUAGUUCUACGAUCAAAUCUUCGAACGAGAAACCAAGGAUAUUCAUAGAUUUUUAUAAAACUUCGUUAGAUGUUAAAAUAGAAAAACCCAGCGUAAAUCCCUUUUUGCAGUAUCAAGCUACCACGAGUGGUUCUCAAUAUGGGAACACCAAUCCUACGGAGAUUAAAGGAGAAAAAGAGAAUAAAUCGCAAUACGGACAGAGAAAAUUAUCGGUCGAAGCACGAAAACCAUGGAAAAAAGAAUGAUUUAUUUGUUUAUAGAAAACAACGGUUUUACACCAUCUAAUGAAAAUUGUAUCUUUCUUUUUUUGAUAGGACAUUUAACAAAAUAAUUAGAUUAUAUUUAUAUAAAUUUUCCGACUUUUAGAUUUUUAAGAAGAUUCUGUUUUUUAUGAAUUUUCAUCUCGAUUUAUCAUUAACGGAUUUUUUUCAUUAUAAUUUUUUGUAUCUUUCGAAAUUAUAAAUUGUACGAUAUUUAUAAUUUAAAUCAAUUAUGUUUAACAAUAUGAAAUUGAUCUACUCCGAUCGUAUAAUUUGAUUUAUGAUCAGAAUUCUUAAUUUUAAUUCAUGACAAUCUAGAAAGUGUUGCAUUUACGAAAAAAUGAAUGCAAUAUCGAUGAUAUAAUACGGACGUAAUAAAUAAUUCACGCUGAUCUUAGCAAUAUUUAACGAUAGCUUACUCUUCAGACGUGGCGUGAUUAUUGAGAUUACACUUCUUACUCGUAUGAUUACUCGUAGAUCUAUGUUUCUUUAUCAAAAUGAUAAAUCGCUUUUAACUGUUAAGGUCUAUAAUAUAGAAAAUAACUGUGAUAAAGUAACUAUAAUAAAAAAAAAAAAAAAAAAAACUUUAAUUAUAUUGUAUAUAUCAUCAUGUAUUACAAUACUUAGUAUUUAUUUCAUUCGUUUAAAUUAGAAAAAGUUUCUCGAACUACUCAUUGCAAUACAAUAAUGACAAUAAUAGUAAUAAUAUUCUAACAAAGUUUGUUAAAACGAUUUUAAUCUUUAUUAAUUUGUUAGAAAUUUAAUCAUACGUGCUAUGUAAAAGAUAUAAACAGUUUAAAAAAUGAACAUUUUUUAUUUAAUACAUAUAAUAAAUUACAAUGUUUUCUUGUUAAUAUAUUUUAUAUUUGGCGAGGUGUGUCAUAAAAAAUGACUAUCUUCAUUAGGUAAAUAUAAUAUGGCUUAUAGCCGUAAAUAAUGCAAAUUUGUAUUUAUGUACUUCAAAUGAGAAAAUCAUUACUCAGUUAAAAUGCAAUGUACAUGUUUAUUGUUGAUCUAACUAUAAACAAAAAGAGAAUAAAUAAUCAUAAUUUGCUCGCUA